Ochlerotatus camptorhynchus is the source of this 1392-nucleotide messenger RNA. It is a transcript of the gene HSPBAP1, whose product is annotated as HSPB1 associated protein 1. NCBI's taxonomy places the organism in Eukaryota, Metazoa, Arthropoda, Insecta, Diptera, Culicidae. The transcript has 4 exons. Gene Ontology annotation, molecular function: 2-oxoglutarate-dependent dioxygenase activity. The record is from RefSeq and is a predicted model, not a curated record. Bases 27 to 1211 code for a protein of 394 amino acids.
UAAAAGCACUGUAGUUACACCAAAUAAUGGACCCAGCUGUAAUACGGGAUCUAGUGUUGAAUGUUCGCGAACCGGUUGUCCUGCGUAAUGUUAAGAUUCCGUGGUUUUGCAUGGAUCAGCCAUUAUCGGAAUGGUUGAGCCAUUUGGAUGAUUCGAAUCAAAGCGGAGAGGAUGGAUUUCUACUGGACUGUGGUCCGCGGCGGAACGGUCGAAGACCACAGUGGGAGCGGACUCGAGGGAAGAUUCGGAAGACGAUGACCGAGUUCUAUGAAGAAGCCACGGGUGAUGGUGACUAUUUCCGAGAAAACUGGGCAUCCUACAGCUACCGGUACGUCAAUGAACUUCCGGAGCGGUGUCGAAGGGGAGUCAAUUUUGAGGGGUUUGGCUUUCCGGAUGUCGGGGAGGAUGUGUCCUUCUGGAUUGGAUCCGGUGGAGCGCACACUCCAUGCCACUACGACACAUAUGGGUGCAAUAUUGUGGUGCAGGUGCACGGUCGGAAGCGAUGGUUGCUGUUUCCACCGGAGGCGAAACUGAAGGCUACCCGGGUUCCUUAUGAGGAAUCCAGUGUGUAUUGCGAGGAGAAUUUGUACAGUCCGGAGGCGUAUUCCAGGGUCAUUGGAGUCGAAAGCGAAGCAUUCCAUGUCGAUUUGGAACCCGGUAUGGUACUGAUCGUCCCUCCCAAGUGGUGGCACUACGUGGAAACGAUGGAAUUUUCGUUGAACUUCAACACGUGGAUACAGUUGGAGAGCGAUACGGAGGAACAAGUCUCUGAAUGCUUAACACGACUCAUCAUACAGGACUAUUCAGAGUGUUUGAACCCGAACAAUUUGCGCCACGUUCUGAAUCCUAAUGAGCUCCCAUCAAUCUCCACAACCUCUCGGGAAGAACUGCAGUCAACCCUAGAAUACCUGCUCAACCAGCAAGCCUCCGGUAAACGCCAAAGGACAAAUUCCACACGCCAUCCUUCCAAUUACCUCUCGCCGAAAGACUUGCACCACCUGCUGUCAACCAACGAGAACUACGUUACCCCGAUUAGGAAGCUCGAAAACUACGAGUUUUUCCAACUUAUGACGGAAAACAGCCGGCGCUAUGAUCCCGGAAUGAACCGGCCCAGCGAUGACGAAGAGGACAAUCAGCGAUCCACCCAGGUCAUCAACCGUUCGUGCAAUCCGGAGUUGAUCGGUAUGUUGAAAGGUUGUCUCAACAACUGAGAACGGUAGGUUAUGGAUGUUUCAAUACUUGUUUUUAUUUUCCGAAUGGUUCCCAUGGGUAAUGAAUUGUACAAAAAACAGUUCAACUUCUAGCAGAUUAAAAAUGAUGAAAAUGUGUUUCUCUGGAGUUUGAUUUUGUUAUUUAGAUUAAUAUUUUAGCUUAAGAUGAGUGGUUGUAUAU